Linum tenue is the source of this 1254-nucleotide messenger RNA. NCBI's taxonomy places the organism in Eukaryota, Viridiplantae, Streptophyta, Magnoliopsida, Malpighiales, Linaceae. The record is from the annotation of a GenBank genome assembly.
AUGUCCUACGUUUCCUCUGCUCCCUCUCAGCCGUUUCUCCUGAUCGACUUGAUCAAACUCCGAAACGUGACCGUGGACGUCCCAACCAAGUCGUCCUGGGUCCAAGCGGGAGCCGUUCUCGAUGAAGUCUACCAUAGUAUUGCCUCUGCCAGCGAGACACUAGCAUUCCAUGCAGGGAUCUGCCCAUCCGUCGGUGUCGGCGGGCAGAUCAGCGGUGGAGGGUACAAAAUGAUGCUGAGGAAGUACGGGAUGGCUGCGGAUAAUAUCCUUGACGCCCACUUGGUGGACGUGGACGGCAGAGUCCUGGACAGAGCCGCCAUGGGGGAAGACGUUAUCUGGGCGAUUCGCAGCGGCGGAGGGAACACCUACAGAAUCAUCGUCUCCUGGAAAUUGAACUUAGUCCCUGUCCCCGCCCAGCUGACGGGGUUCACGAUUUCCAAAACCUCGGAACGAAACGUGACGAAAGUCGUGGACAGGUACCAGCACGUGGCGGAUAAGCUCCCUGACGAACUCAUGAUCACGCUGAUGCUGAACAGAAUUCGUUCCACCGCUUCCCAAGGGCAAACCACAAUAGAAGCUGUGUUCCAGGGUCUGUAUCUGGGGGAAGCAGAGACCCUGCUGAUGGUGAUGAAACAGAGCUUUUCGGAGCUGGAACUGACACAACAGGAAUGUACCGAGAUGACCUGGAUUGAGCCAGCCCUCUACUUCGCUGGGUACCCAAAUAAAACCUCCUAUCACGAAUUACUCAACAGCAGGAGCAGCUCCCCUGUCCAAUUCGACAAAGUGAAAGCGAAAUCCGACUACGUGCAGAGGACGCUCCCGGCCAAGGCGUUGCAGGGGAUUUGGAAGAGGUUUUACCAAGUGGAACUGGGACCGCCGCUGAUGCAGAUCUUUCCCCACGACGGGGAAAUCAGCCGAAUCUCAGAUUCCAGCAUCCCGUACCCGCACAGAUCUGGUAUCAUAUUCAAAAUCCAGUAUUAUGCGGUCUGGUCUGGAGAAGGGAAGGAAGUAGAGAAAAGACAAUUGGACUGGAUAAAAGGGCUUUAUAAAUUUAUGACGCCGUACGUUUCCAACAACCCAAGAGGCGCGUACCCCAACUCCAGGGAUCUGGACUUGGGAAAGAAUGAUCCAACGGGGAGUACAGCCUAUGAACAGGCAAGAGUUUGGGGCGAGCAGUAUUUCAAGCAUAAUUUUGAGAGGUUGGCUCGUGUGAAAGCCGCCAUUGAUCCCUCUAAUUUCUUCAGGAAUGAAUAG